CGGCACUCGCGCCCCGCCGAGACGCAGCCCUAACAUGGCGGAGGGCGGGCCGGGCGCUGCCAACCCGCUCUGUCCCGCGGGGGCUCCGGGCCCCGCCGCUGCGCUCCCUGCUGCCGGCGGGGCAGGGCCGGACCGCCUGCGCCCGCCCCCGCUGCUGGGGCAACCGGCCCGUCCGGCUCCUACCUGCCAGGGCGCGGCGGCGGCCAUGAGGGCGGCGAGCGAGGAGCUGUUGACGGUGGCGGUCGAGGAGUCGGGCAGCGGCGUGCGCGGCGAGGCGGCGGCCGGCGGGCAGCCCUGGAAGAAACUUGCGUAUGUUGAGCCAUCUAGGAGGGUCAAAGAAAUACUAGAAGAAGAGCUUUGUUUUUGGAAAGAAGCAUGCCAAGUUAAACACCCAGCUGCAGUGGCUCUGGAAGGAAUUUGGAGUGUGAAAAAGAAUUUCUCCCUCGGAAGCCUGAAACCAGUGUCACGGAACAAGAACAGUUUACUUUUACAGCCUCAAUUCUACUCAAGGCAUGGAGGAAUGAAAAGUAAGAGUCAAUAUUAAGAAACUGUCACCGUAACACCUCAUCUUAAAAUUGCAGGAUUGCUGAACUUUGUGCUGUGAAGACCCGAGCCUGUUUUGUUGCUUCAAAUCAAACAUCAAAAUGACUGUCUGCCUUUGGAAAUGUAGAUUGGUAUUUCUAAGGUUUUGAAGAAAGUUGUGCUUGGAUAGGGAGCUAUUUCUUCUAUUUCGUUAUUCUAUUCAUAUCCUUGUACUGCUUUUUUGUCAGAUGUUGUAGUAACCAAAUCUGAUCCAUAUUUCAGCCAGUGCUGAAGAUGUUACAAUCCAAAGAUUACAAGAUGUUCUUCUGACAAAAAUCUACUACUGUGAAACUUGACAUUGUCUUAGGCUUCUCUGCUCCAACGUCAUUCUAAGUUCAGCAAAAGAUUGUAAUGUACGUGCCUUAAAAUACCUUAGGCCUAGUUAAUUCAUUAAACUGAGCAGUUGAUAAGCCAAGAGUUUGUGAUUCAGUAUCUAGCCUGAUGUAAUAAAAGUUUAACCCAAAUAA
This is a messenger RNA of Columba livia (rock pigeon), 1049 nucleotides long. RefSeq names its product chromosome 1 C11orf97 homolog (gene C1H11orf97). The coding region runs from base 35 to 544 and encodes 169 amino acids. The record is from RefSeq and is a predicted model, not a curated record. NCBI's taxonomy places the organism in Eukaryota, Metazoa, Chordata, Aves, Columbiformes, Columbidae. The transcript is spliced from 4 exons. Gene Ontology annotation, cellular component: ciliary base.